GGAUAAGAGUAGAAAGCUUUUUGGAGCUCUAUUUUAAGCCCUCCGCACCCUUCUUCUCCAUUCCAUCCCAAAAGAACCCAUUUCUCUGCAAUGGAAGAUCCUCUGCACAGACUCCAAUCUUCUUCUUCUUCUUCUUCUUCUUCUUCUUCAGAUAUCAAAAAUGGCGUCAAAGAAAAGAUCUCCAAAAAGGUUAAACUCGGCAACGACGGCAAGCAUCCUACCUACCGCGGCGUCCGAAUGCGACAAUGGGGAAAAUGGGUAUCGGAAAUCAGAGAACCAAAGAAGAAAUCCAGAAUUUGGUUAGGCACAUUCUCCACGCCGGAAAUGGCCGCUAGAGCUCACGACGUCGCUGCUAGAACCAUCAAAGGCCAUUCCGCUUACCUCAACUUCCCUGAAUUGGCUCACUGCCUCCCCCGUCCUGCUACCUCCUCGCCUAACGACAUUCGAGCCGCUGCUGCUAAAGCCGCCUCGUUUACCACUGACGACCACCACCACAUCAUCGCCGCCGCUCAAUCCGACCUCAAUCACAAUCGCUCCACUUCCUCCUCCUCCGUCGCUGCGAAAUCGCCCGGGGAAAUCGACGAUCCUUUCUUCGAUCUUCCCGAUCUGUUCCUUGAUCCUAAUCACCAAAUCGGUACAUUCUGUUACUCGCAAUUUCUUCCGAUUGAGAGCUUCGACUCUGUUCUCGCUCCGCCACCGUCGCCGCCGCCGUCUGAAUAUUUCGCCUACAGAGGUAGCCUACUCUAGGUCGCCGCCGCUGUCGCCUCUACUGCAGAAGGCUGCAGAUUUUGAUUUUGAUUUUUUUAAACCCUAAUACCAAAUCAGGAAAUUUUUCUCUCUCUCUUUUU
Molecule: messenger RNA, 848 nt
Organism: Cucurbita moschata (crookneck pumpkin)
Lineage: Eukaryota; Viridiplantae; Streptophyta; Magnoliopsida; Cucurbitales; Cucurbitaceae
Product: ethylene-responsive transcription factor ERF039-like
Exons: 1
Coding region: 91-747 (218 amino acids)
Biological process (GO): regulation of DNA-templated transcription
Molecular function (GO): DNA binding; DNA-binding transcription factor activity
Source: RefSeq, a predicted model, not a curated record